Messenger RNA from Coniophora puteana RWD-64-598 SS2, 1626 nucleotides. RefSeq names its product APC amino acid permease. Gene Ontology annotation, molecular function: transmembrane transporter activity. The transcript has 12 exons. The coding region runs from base 1 to 1626 and encodes 541 amino acids. Gene Ontology annotation, cellular component: membrane. NCBI's taxonomy places the organism in Eukaryota, Fungi, Basidiomycota, Agaricomycetes, Boletales, Coniophoraceae. The record is from RefSeq and is a predicted model, not a curated record. Gene Ontology annotation, biological process: transmembrane transport.
AUGGCGAGUCCAUCUACACAAAGCGAUACCAACUCUUUUUCAUGUCGGAUUGAAGAGGCCGACGAAGCAGUCCUCGCAAGAAUCGGCUACAAGCAGGAGCUGAAACGCGAGUUCACUCCCUUCGAGAUAUUCGCAGUGUGCUUUAACGCCAUGGGGAUCGUUCCAACCAUAGCAUCAGUGCUCUUUGAUUCUAUCCCUUAUGGAGGACCUGCGGCGAUGGUAUGGGGAUGGGUGGCCGUCUUUCCAUUCAUCCUGUGUAUAGCCUUGGGAAUCGCUGAGCUUGCCUCCGCAAAUCCAACGUCAGGCGGGCUGUAUUACUGGACACACGCGCUCUCUCCGCCAGGCUGCCGGAACUUCAUGUCGUGGAUGGUCGGAUACGCGAACACAAUUGGGAACUGUACCGGUAUGGCCGCCGCUGAGUGGUCGCUUGCAAUACAGGUCAUGGCAGCUGUGAGCAUGGCCACGGAGGGAGCAUUCAUUGCAACUCAGUCGCAGACUUUUGCCGUCUUCAUCGCAGCUAUUCUUCUCCACGGCAUGGUGUGCACGCUCGGUACAAAGGUCCUCGCAAGGCUUCAAAACGUGAUUACUCUGAUAGAAGUGCUUCUCUGUAUUUUGGUGAUCAUCGUACUUCCUGUCGUGACCCCAGCAAAGCUGAGGAAUCCUCCUUCCUAUGUAUUCGGUGGUUUUACUAACAUCAGCGGGUGGCCGUCGGGAUUCGCUUUCUGCCUUAGCUUUCUCGCUCCGUUGUGGACCAUAGCCGGAUUCGACUCAAGUGUGCACAUGAGCGAAGAAGCAUCCAACGCAGCAACCGUCGUUCCAUGGGCCGCGGUAUCCUCCAUCAUCUCGGCAUUUGUCCUAGGCCUGGCCGUCAACAUAUCCCUCGCAUUUUGCAUGGGCCCUUCCACUGCCGCAGUUGUCAGUUCACCUUUUGGCCAGCCAAUGGCCCAGAUAUUCUUCGCCUCGCUGGGCCAGCGCGUCGGGCUCAGCCUCUGGGCUCUACUCAUCGUGGCACAGUUCUCCGUCUGCGCUAGCUUCCUGCUUGUUGUCUCGCGUCAAGUGUUUGCUUUCGCGCGUGAUGGCGCGCUGCCGUUCUCCCGAUACGUAUACAGUACUGGGUACAGACGCUGCAGGAUACCGGGGUCGAUGGGCGACGGCAUACCGGUGAUGGCGGUGUGGAUGGUCGUCGUGGUCGCGGCGCUGUUGGGCCUACUAAGCUUCGCGGGGGAGCAGGCGAUCAAUGCUGUGUUCGGGAUGGCUAUCGUGGCGCUUUAUAUAGCGUUCAGUGGUCCUAUUGCCGCCAGGGUGUUGGCUGCGCGGAGAGGCUUAGAUGAGGCUGAGCGUUUCAGGCCUGGGCCAUUUCAUAUGGGGCCUUGGGGCGUUCCAGUCGACCUCGUUGCUCUAACCUUCAUGGUCUGCAUGAUCAUCGUCUUCCUCUUCCCUGCUUCUCCUGGCACUACAGCGGCCAACAUGAACUAUGCGGUCGUCGUACUAGGUGCGACGUUUGCGCUUGUCGUGGGGUGGUACUACUGCCCUGUGUACGGAGGAGUGCAUUGGUUCCGAGGACCGGUGGCUAAUGUCGAUACCACACCUAACUCGCUCCGAGGGAAGAAAGAGGUCAAAGAAUAA